AGAAACCAUUUAAAUUUGUUGCACAUGUGUGAAAGUUGAGCUUUUUCGGGUGUUUCAUGUGGAAUUACACAAAUACUAUCUCUUUAAUGGCUCUCCGUAUUCCUCAACGCGCUCAAAAUCAGAUUGCAAUGGAAAAACCGGUUGAAGGCCCAAUACGGUCAUUGAGGUCAAGGCAGGUUUUUGGCGUUCUGGCCACUAACGCCGUGUCAAGGCCAACUUUGAAGGAGGUUAAACCAGCACCUACGAGUAAGACCGCCAAGGAACCACAACUUCGCAAUGAACCUGUCUCAAAGCCUGACGUAAAGAUUAUGUCUGCCCCAGCGUGCCCGGAGCCCAUGGAGAUUGAGAGCACUGUACCGCAAGCUCUUUGCCAGGCCUUUUCAGAUGCUCUAAUUGAAGACCUCAAAGAUGUGGAUGCAGAAGACUAUAAUAACCCCAUGCUUUGCAGUGAAUAUGUCAAGGAAAUUUACAAAUAUCUACAACAACUUGAGUCUGACCAGGCAGUCAGGCCAAGAUACCUUGAGGGCCAGGAGGUAACAGAGAAUAUGCGUGCAAUCCUCAUUGACUGGCUUGUUCGGGUCCAUGUCAACUUCAAACUGCUGCAGGAGACCAUGUAUAUGACUGUUGCAAUUAUUGACCGCUUCCUCCAGGACAAUCCCGUGUCAAGAAAGCAACUCCAACUUGUGGGUGUGACUGCCAUGUUCAUCGCCUCUAAGUAUGAGGAGAUGUAUCCCCCUGAGAUCACAGACUUUGUGUUUGUGGCUGACUCGGCUUACACUGCCACUCAAAUCAGAUGGAUGGAGAUGAAGAUCCUGCGGGUCCUUGACUUCAGUGUUGGACGCCCACAGCCCCUUCAGUUUCUUCGAAGAGCUUCCAAGAUUGGAGACGUUACUGUUAUGCAUCACACCCUGGCUAAGUACCUGACGGAGCUCUCCAUGCUGGACUACGACAUGGUUCACUUUCCACCCUCUCAGGUGGCGAGUGCAGCCUUUGCCCUCACAUUGAAACUGUACAGCUGUGGAGAAUGGACUCCCACGUUGCAACACUACUUGGGCUAUACCGAGGAAAGUUUGGUUCCAGUCAUGAGGCACAUUGCCAAGAAUGUUGUGAAGGUGAACGAAGGACUCACAAAACACUUGGCUGUCAAGAACAAAUACUCCAGUCAGAAACAGAUGAGGAUUGCUCUUAUUUCUCAGUUGAAAUCCUCUCUAAUCAAGAACCUUGCCAAAGAAAUCUCUUUGUGAGAUGUGUGCCCAAUGUUCUGACUGUACAAAGUGUAACUAUUUCAUGUUUGUAAACUUUUUUUAUUGACUGAUAAGUCUGACUGCCCUCAUUAUGCCAACAGUGUUUUUCAAUCACUAUGUUGUUAAUAAACUAUGUUUUUAAUGUUUUUAAUAAACCUUUUAAUCUCA
This is a messenger RNA of Alosa alosa (allis shad), 1412 nucleotides long. Its product is annotated as G2/mitotic-specific cyclin-B1-like. Gene Ontology annotation, molecular function: cyclin-dependent protein serine/threonine kinase regulator activity. The record is from RefSeq and is a predicted model, not a curated record. The transcript is spliced from 9 exons. Gene Ontology annotation, cellular component: mitochondrial matrix; cyclin B1-CDK1 complex; nucleus. Gene Ontology annotation, biological process: mitotic metaphase chromosome alignment; regulation of cyclin-dependent protein serine/threonine kinase activity; mitotic cell cycle phase transition. Bases 57 to 1244 code for a protein of 395 amino acids. Lineage: Eukaryota; Metazoa; Chordata; Actinopteri; Clupeiformes; Clupeidae.